AUGGUCAGUGACUUCUUUUUCCCUCAACCAGGUGGAAUCGAAAGUCAUAUAUACCAAUUGUCAACCAAACUCAUCGAUCGUGGACACAAGGUUAUCAUAAUCACACAUGCAUACAAAGGGCGUACUGGGGUCCGGUACCUCACAAAUGGGCUCAAAGUCUACCAUAUACCAUUUCUUGUUAUAUACCGCGAGUCGACCAUGCCUACCGUCUUCUCCUUUUUCCCCAUCUUUCGGAAUAUCGUGAUUCGCGAACAAAUACAAAUCGUUCAUGGACAUGCCAGUAUGAGCAGCUUCUGCCAUGAAGCUAUUCUACAUGCUCGAACUAUGGGCCUGCGGACUGUUUUUACGGACCAUUCCUUGUUCGGCUUUGCGGACGCGGGAUCGAUCCUGACAAACAAACUACUCAAAUUCACAAUGAGCGAUGUUGACCACGUUAUUUGUGUCAGUCAUACUUGCAAGGAGAACACAGUCCUUCGAGCUUCGUUGGACCCACUCAUGGUCUCGGUCAUCCCCAAUGCUGUUGUUGCUGAAAACUUCCGACCCCUUUCGCAGACCACGCGCAAGGGUGAACGAGUGUUAGGAGACGCCGAGCCACGACCGCCCCCAACCCCAAUGGGACCAAACGACAUCAUCACAAUCGUCGUUAUCUCGCGACUAUUCUAUAACAAAGGAACCGAUCUUCUGAUAGCAGCUAUACCCAGAAUAUUAUCUUCUCAUCCGAAUGUACGAUUUAUAAUUGCAGGAUCUGGGCCAAAAGCUAUCGAUCUAGAGCAAAUGCUGGAACGAAACGUGUUGCAAGACAAGGUUGAACUACUGGGGUCGGUCCGACACGAGGAAGUUCGAGAUGUCAUGGUGCGGGGGCAUAUCUAUUUACAUCCCAGCUUGACAGAGGCAUUCGGUACCGUUCUAGUCGAAGCUGCUAGCUGUGGUCUCUACGUGGUGUGCACUCGUGUUGGUGGCAUUCCCGAGGUCUUACCCCAGCACAUGACGACCUUCGCCAAACCCGAAGAGGAUGACCUGGUCAUGGCGACCGGAAAGGCUAUUGCGGCCUUGCGGUCCAACAAAGUGCGCACUGAUCGUUUCCAUGAUCAAGUGAAGAUGAUGUAUUCGUGGACAGAUGUCGCUCAGCGAACAGAACGUGUAUACGAAGGCAUCUCUGGUGACAUGAGCCCAGAGGAGUUUUAUGGAUACUAUCCCGGGCAAGGCUGGGAAGCCAACGCUGAUAGGGUCCGAAGUUUUGCUUUGAUUGACCGGCUGAAGCGAUAUUACGGAUGCGGCGUUUGGGCUGGCAAACUUUUCUGCCUGUGUGCGGUCAUCGAUUUCUUACUCUACAUCUUUCUAGAGAUGUGGUUCCCUCGAGCGAACAUUGACAUCGCUCGCAGUUGGCCCAAGAAGCAAGUACAAAAUACUGAAAAAGGCCACCACCUUGUCGGCAACACGCGAACCCGCCAAGAGCUCGUCUCCUCCUGA
Aspergillus clavatus NRRL 1 is the source of this 1470-nucleotide messenger RNA. RefSeq names its product phosphatidylinositol N-acetylglucosaminyltransferase subunit A/GPI3. Gene Ontology annotation, cellular component: glycosylphosphatidylinositol-N-acetylglucosaminyltransferase (GPI-GnT) complex. The transcript is spliced from 4 exons. Gene Ontology annotation, molecular function: phosphatidylinositol N-acetylglucosaminyltransferase activity. NCBI's taxonomy places the organism in Eukaryota, Fungi, Ascomycota, Eurotiomycetes, Eurotiales, Aspergillaceae. Gene Ontology annotation, biological process: GPI anchor biosynthetic process. Bases 1 to 1470 code for a protein of 489 amino acids. The record is from RefSeq and is a predicted model, not a curated record.